AUUUCUCGAUUAAGGUUGUGUGUGAAUAGUGUAUGAGAAACAGGAACGGAGCGGGUUGUAUGGUGAGCUGUUCCUAAACUCGCCAAAAUGACCAAGCUGGGCUUCCUCCGUUUGUCCUAUGAGAAGCAGGACACGCUGCUGAAGCUGCUCAUCCUGUCUAUGGCUGGCAUCCUCUCAUUCUCCACCAGACUCUUUUCCGUCUUGAGGUUUGAGAGUGUCAUCCAUGAGUUUGAUCCGUACUUUAACUACCGCACCACCCGCUUCCUGACAGAAGAAGGGUUUUAUAAGUUUCACAACUGGUUUGACGACCGGGCAUGGUAUCCUCUAGGGAGGAUCAUUGGUGGCACCAUUUAUCCAGGACUUAUGAUCACCUCUGCCGUCCUUUACCAUGUCCUACAUUUUUUCCACAUCACCAUUGACAUCCGUAAUGUCUGUGUCUUCCUGGCUCCCUUGUUCUCCUCCUUCACCGUCGUCGUCACCUACCACUUCACCAAGGAGUUAAAGGAUGCCGGUGCGGGGCUCCUGGCUGCUGCCAUGAUUGCCGUGGUGCCCGGUUACAUCUCUCGAUCUGUAGCUGGCUCCUAUGAUAACGAAGGGAUUGCCAUCUUCUGCAUGCUGUUGACCUAUUACAUGUGGAUCAAGGCUGUGAAGACGGGCUCAGUGUACUGGUCGUCCGUGUGCGCGCUGGCCUACUUCUACAUGGUUUCCUCUUGGGGUGGCUACGUGUUCCUCAUCAACCUGAUCCCCCUCCAUGUCCUGGUUCUGAUGCUCACGGGCCGAUUCUCUCACCGAAUCUACGUGGCUUACUGCACAGUGUACUGCCUCGGCACCAUCCUCUCCAUGCAGAUCUCUUUUGUCGGUUUCCAGCCGGUGCAGUCAUCAGAGCACAUGGCAGCUUUCGGUGUGUUUGGCUUGUGCCAGAUCCACGCCUUUGUGGACUACCUGCGCAGCAAAUUGAAUGCCCAGCAGUUUGAGGUGCUGUUCAAGAGCGUCAUCUCCCUGGUGGGCUUCCUCAUGCUGUCUGUGGGGACCGUUCUCAUGCUGACCGGUAAGAUCUCUCCAUGGACUGGUCGUUUCUACUCUCUUCUGGAUCCCUCCUAUGCCAAGAACAACAUUCCCAUCAUCGCCUCUGUCUCUGAGCAUCAGCCCACCACCUGGUCCUCGUACUACUUUGACCUCCAGCUGCUGGUCUUUAUGUUCCCAGUUGGUCUUUACUACUGUUUCAACAACCUGUCAGACGACAGAAUCUUCAUCAUCAUGUAUGGAGUCACCAGCAUGUACUUCUCAGCUGUCAUGGUACGUCUUUAAUAGUCACACGUACUU
Notothenia coriiceps (black rockcod) is the source of this 1323-nucleotide messenger RNA. RefSeq names its product STT3 oligosaccharyltransferase complex catalytic subunit A (gene stt3a). Gene Ontology annotation, biological process: post-translational protein modification. The record is from RefSeq and is a predicted model, not a curated record. Gene Ontology annotation, molecular function: dolichyl-diphosphooligosaccharide-protein glycotransferase activity. Gene Ontology annotation, cellular component: membrane. Bases 88 to 1308 code for a protein of 406 amino acids. The transcript has 11 exons. Lineage: Eukaryota; Metazoa; Chordata; Actinopteri; Perciformes; Nototheniidae.